CUGGGUCAGACAUUGGAUCGUCUGGCCCGACAGCGGGCAUCGGGUCACCAGGCAUGACAGCGGGCACUGGGUCAUCAGGCAUGGGAUUGUCUGGCUCGACAGCGGGCAUCGGGUCACCAGGUAUGACAGCGGGCACUGGGUCACCAGGCAUUGGAUCGUCUGGCCCGACAGCGGGCAUCGGGUCACCAGGCAUGACAGCGGGCACUGGGUCAUCAGGCAUUGGACCGUCUGGCUCGACAGCGGGCAUCGGGUCACCAGGCAUGACAGCGGGUACUGGGUCAUCAGGUACCGGAUCGUCUGGAUCGACAGCAGGCAUCGAGUCA
This is a messenger RNA of Staurois parvus, 323 nucleotides long. The record is from the annotation of a GenBank genome assembly. NCBI's taxonomy places the organism in Eukaryota, Metazoa, Chordata, Amphibia, Anura, Ranidae.